Messenger RNA from Arachis ipaensis, 4269 nucleotides. The record is from RefSeq and is a predicted model, not a curated record. NCBI's taxonomy places the organism in Eukaryota, Viridiplantae, Streptophyta, Magnoliopsida, Fabales, Fabaceae.
AUGGCUGAUACUCCUCCUCCUACCCCAUCCGAGCUCCUGAGGAUGGUGACCGAGUUUCAACAAGCAAACCAACGGAUGGCGGAGGACAAUCAGCGCAUGCAAAAUCAAAUCGCGCAACUGGAACAUGCUCGUCUGGAGCAUAAUAACAAUAACCACGAACAACACGGGAAUGAUGAACGGCAAUCGCUACCAACUCAUGUCUCUGAUACACCUCAACACAGAAACGACGAGGAGCAACAGAAUGAAGAGGCCCAACCUGAAGAUGAGGGAGAAAACCCCGACAACUCUGUAGGACCGUUCACAGCUGAGAUAAUGAACUUCCAGCUACCCAGACAGUUCACUUUGCCGACCACACUAACCCCAUACGACGGCCUGGGAGAUCCAAAACAACAUGUUAAAAAAUUCCGAUCAAUCAUGAUUGUUAACGGUGCUUCUGAUCCUAUUUUAUGCCGAUGUUUUCCUUCUUUUUUAGAUGGUCCUGCACUUGAAUGGUUUUGUUCUUUGCCUGCAGAUUCUAUAUCACGUUUUCAGGAACUAGCCAAACAGUUCGAGGACCAUUUUGCAGCUUCGGCGAUAUAUCUCCACGACUCUGACUACCUAACGACCAUCAAGCAGGGUCCACAGGAAAGUCUAAAGGAUUAUAUAACUCGGUUCACUAAGGUCGCCAUGAGUAUUCCGGAUCUCCAUCCCGAAGUACACCUUCACGCCAUUAAAAGCGGCCUACGUCCAGGAAAAUUCCAGGAGACCAUCGCGGUGGCUAAGCCGAAAACUUUAGCUGAGUUCCGUGAAAAAGCCAAGGGACAAAUAGACAUCGAAGAACUCCGCCAAGCACGGAAGUCAGAAAAGUCGGCCACUAAAGACGACGAAAGAGCUCGGGAUUCCAAGAAGAGUUUCAAAUCGGUCCCUCGUUACGAAUCAUAUACCCAAUUUAAUACCAAGAGGGAUGAUAUCAUUAAGGAAAUACUGAAUUCAAAGUUGAUUAAACCUCCCCGCAAGGCAGGAAAUUACCUCGAGCCCAAAAAUGUCGACAGAUCAAAAUACUGCACCUUUCAUCAGAAGCAUGGUCACACAACUGAUGAGUGUGUAAUCGCCAAAGAUCUCCUAGAACGGUUGGCACGACAAGGCCAUCUUGAUAAAUUCAUUACAGGUCAUAUGCAGAAAAGAACGGCAUCCAACUCAGAGCAACCCCCAACAGGUCAACCAUCAAAGGAAAAGGACAAAGCCCCGACUCAACCACGGGGAGUAAUUAAUUGUAUUUCAGGAGGCUAUGCCGGUGGGGGAAGUACCAGCUCAGCCAGGAAAAGAACUUUCCGAGCCAUGUUAAUGGUCGGAGAUACUGACCAUAGUUCGACACCAAUCCCAGACAUUCCAAAGCUGACCUUUCGCCCCACCGACUUUAAUUCCAGACACACAAAUUGCGACGACCCCGUGGUCAUCUCUAUCCAACUGGGGGACCUUAUUGUUCGGAAAGCAUUGCUUGAUCCAGGGAGUAGUGCUGAUGUACUUUUUUUUGCAACAUUUCAAAAAAUGAAAUUGAGCACUAACAUUUUGCAGCCAUAUUCGGGAGACUUGGUCGGAUUCUCAAGAGAGCGAGUACCCGUCCUGGGGUCUGCAUGGUUGCAGACUACACUAGGCGAACAGCCACUAUCCAGAACACAGGAUAUACAGUACCUUGUCGUAGAUUGCUUUAGCCCUUAUAAUGUUAUCUUAGGGAGACCUUUUUUAAACAGAUUUGCUGCUAUUGUUUCUACAUAUCACUUCUGUGUCAAGUUCCCUGUGCAGGAUAACAUUGUUGAAACCAUACAUGGCGACUUGCAAGAAGCUCGACAAUGCUACAACAUAAGUUUGAAACCCAUCAGAAGAAACACUGAAGCUCGGAUUAACUCAAUACAAUCCGAACAACCAAUCUUGACGGAAUUAGACCCAAGGGCCGACUUUCAGGAACGUCCCAUGCCUAAUGAAGAUCUUCAAAAGGUCACCUUAACCGACGAUCCAUCAAAGUUCACAUUCAUCGGAACUUCAAUGGACGACGAGGCCAGAGUUCAGAUAACUAAUUUCUUGCACGCGAACUCCGACCUUUUCACAUGGACUUCCGGAGACAUGCCGGGGAUCAGUCCGUCGGUAAUCACACACAAGUUAGCUGUUAGUCCGGCAGCCCGACCAAUUUCCCAAAAAAAGCGAAACCUCGGCGCCGAGAAGCGAUCAGCCUCCAUGACAGAAGUCAACAAACUCCUUGAAGCAAAAUUCAUCCGCGAAAUCAGAUUCACCACGUGGUUGGCCAAUGUCGUCAUGGUAAAAAAGAAUAACGGUAAAUGGCACAUGUGCGUCGACUUUACUGAUUUAAAUAAAGCAUGUCCAAAGGAUGCUUAUCCUUUACCUUGCAUAGACACAUUAGUAGAUAACUCCUGUGGUUAUGAUACUUUAAGUUUCAUAGAUGCAUAUUCUGGUUAUAAUCAGAUCCUUAUGCAUCCAUCAGACCAAGAAAAAAUAGCUUUCAUAACUGAAUAUGGAAACUAUUGCUAUAAUGUUAUGCCUUUCGGUUUAAAGAAUGCAGGGGCAACAUACCAAAGACUGAUGAACAUAAUUUUUGAGCAACAAAUAGGCAGAAAUAUCGAGGUAUAUGUCGACGACAUGGUCGCCAAGACAAAGGUCGGCCAAUCCCACAUUCAAGACCUUGAAGAAAUAUUUGCUCAAAUCAGAAGGUAUAACAUGCGAUUAAACCCCGAGAAGUGUGCCUUCGGGGUAAAAGGUGGAAAGUUCCUCGGAUUUAUUCUGACAAGUCGGGGAAUUGAAGCAAAUCCAGAGAAAUGCCAAGCAAUACUUGAUAUGAGCAGCCCAAAGACAACAAAGGAUGUUCAGAGGUUAACAGGCAGAUUAGUGGCUUUAUCAAGAUUUUUACCAUGCUUGGCCUUCAAGUCUUUCAACUUUUUCCAAUGUUUAAAGAAAAGUGCGAAGAGCUUUUCCUGGGAUGAGAAAUGUGAAGAAGCAUUUUUGAGCUUGAAACAUUUCUUAUCCAAACCACCUAUUUUGCAAAAACCAAAGCUCGGCGACCUGUUAUACCUAUAUUUGCCCGUCACCGAGAUGACCAUUAGUUCUGCCCUUGUUACAGAAAACAGCAAAGACCAGCAGCCGAUAUAUUUCGUGAGCAAGACACUACAGAAUGCGGAGCUUAGAUAUCCAAAACUUGAAAAGCUCGUCCUUGCACUCAUAUUCUCAGCAAGACGACUCCGACCUUAUUUUCAGAGUCAUACAGUCAUCGUCCGAACAGAGCAUCCACUUCGACAGAUACUCUCCAAGCCCGAAUUAGCAGGGCGACUGACUAAAUGGUCUAUUGAACUCUCCGAGUUCGACAUACAAUUCCAACCUAGGGGAUCUAUUAAAUCACAAUGCCUGGCUGAUUUUGUGGCAGAAUUUACUAGCACUUCAUCCGAUGAAAGAAGUCGGCUCUGGACACUAUUUGUAGAUGGAGCUUCAAACCCUCAAGGGGCAGGAGCAGGAGUACUGCUAGAAAGCUCGGAUGGUAUAAUCCUCGAACACUCUCUCAGAUUUUCAUUCAAAGCAAGCAAUAACCAAGCAGAGUAUGAGGCCCUCAUAGCUGGGCUCAGGUUAGCCACUGAUUUAAACAUUAGUGAUUUAAAGGUUUACUGUGAUUCAUUAUUAAUCGUGCAACAAGUAAAUCAAACUUUCCAAACAAAAGAUCCCACUCUUUCAAAGUAUUUGCAUAUUGUUCAGACGUUGUUAAACAAAUUUUCUAAAAUACAAAUUGCCCAUAUUCCUAGAGAACAAAAUCAUAGGGCAGAUGUCUUAUCAAAAUUAGCAACAACGCAAGCACACACUGCUACACUUUUACAAUCAACCUUAGACAAACCGAGCAUUGAAUCAGCCAAAAUUUUAAACACCUUGAGUAAAGAUAGUUGGCAACAACCUUACAUUCAAUACCUCCGCAACGGCUCUGUUCCGGAGGAAAUUGAAGACAAAGGUAAAUUCAGAAGACAAGCUUCUUUUUUCACCUUGAUAAAUAACACUUUGUAUAGGCGAGGUUACUCUCGACCAUUGUUAAAAUGUCUGGAUAGGUCAGAAGCCGACCUUCUCUUAGCCGAGGCUCACGAAGGAAUCUGUGGCAUACACUGUGGAGCUCGGAGCUUAGCACAGAAAGCCCUCCGAGCAGGAUUUUAUUGGCCGACAAUAUGGGAGGACAGUAGGCAUAAAGUCAGAACCUGCGACAAUUGUCAGAAGCACUCGCCGAUCAUUAAUAUCGAUGGAGAAUAG